GUUUGAAUCCCGGUGUUGGUGCUGUUGGGUGCUGAUUGUAAGGGUUGCAUCCCGGGGUUGGUGCUGAUUGUUUGGUCGCAUCCAGGUGUUGGUGCUGAUUGUUGGGUUGCAUCCCGGCAGCGGUUUGUGGGUGCUGGUUGGUGGAUCGUAUCCCUCCAGCGGUGUAUUGUUGCUGGUUGUUGGGUCGCAUCCCUCCAGCGGUGUGUUGUUGGUGCUGAUUGUUGAGUUGCAUCCCUCCAGCGGUGUGUUGGUGCUGGUCUUUGGGUCGCAUCCUGGUAGCGGUGUGUUGGUGCUGUUGUUCGGUCGCAUCCCGGGAGCUGUGUGUUGGUGCUGGUUGUUGGUUCGCAUCCCGUCCUUCUGGGAUCAUCUGACAGCAGAGUCCAGCCAGUCGUCGACAUCUUGCUUCAGACCGAGGAGGGGAAGGCUGGCAGAUAAUGGGCGUGGCUGAGUGACUGCCAGGUAUCCAUCAUGAUUGGAGGACUGUUCAUCUACAACCACAAGGGGGAGGUGCUGAUCUCCCGGGUGUACAGGGAUGACAUCGGGCGUAACGCGGUGGAUGCGUUCCGCGUGAACGUCAUCCACGCCCGCCAGCAGGUGCGCUCCCCCGUCACCAACAUCGCCCGCACCAGCUUCUUCCACGUCAAGCGCUCCAACAUCUGGCUGGCGGCCGUCACCAAGCAGAACGUCAACGCCGCCAUGGUGUUCGAGUUCCUGUACAAGAUGUGCGACGUCAUGACGGCCUACUUCAGCAAGAUCAGCGAGGAGAACAUCAAGAACAACUUCGUGCUCAUCUAUGAGCUGCUCGACGAGAUCCUGGACUUCGGUUACCCUCAGAACUCAGAGAGUGGAGCCCUGAAGACCUUCAUUACCCAGCAGGGCAUCAAGAGCCAGAGUAAGGACGAGCAGUCCCAGAUCACCAGCCAGGUGACCGGACAGAUCGGCUGGCGGCGUGAAGGCAUCAAGUACCGCCGCAACGAGCUGUUCCUAGACGUCCUGGAGAGCGUCAACCUACUCAUGUCCCCACAAGGUCAGGUGCUCAGUGCCCAUGUGUCGGGCCGGGUGGUGAUGAAGAGCUAUCUGAGCGGGAUGCCCGAGUGCAAGUUUGGAAUGAACGACAAGAUCGUGAUUGACAAGCAGCAAGGCAAGGGAGCCACGUCGGACGACUCGGCCAAGAGUGGGAAGCAGUCCAUAGCGAUAGACGACUGCACCUUCCACCAGUGUGUUCGUCUCAGCAAGUUUGACUCGGAGCGCAGCAUCAGCUUCAUCCCCCCCGAUGGAGACUACGAGCUCAUGAGGUACCGGACCACCAAGGACAUCAUCCUGCCCUUCAGGGUCAUCCCCCUGGUGAGGGAGGUGGGCCGCACCAAGCUGGAGGUCAAGGUGGUCAUCAAGUCCAACUUCAAGGCCUCGCUGCUCGCCCAGAAGAUCGAGGUGCGAAUCCCCACCCCCCUGAACACCAGCGGGGUGCAGGUCAUCUGUAUGAAGGGGAAGGCCAAGUACAAGGCCAGCGACAACGCCAUUGUCUGGAAGAUUAAGCGCAUGGCUGGGAUGAAGGAGUCUCAGAUCAGUGCUGAGAUUGAGCUGCUGCCCACCAAUGAGAAGAAGAAGUGGACUCGCCCCCCCAUCUCCAUGAACUUUGAGGUUCCCUUCGCCCCGUCAGGGUUGAAGGUGAGAUACCUCAAGGUGUUUGAAUCCAAGCUGAACUACAGUGACCAUGAUGUCAUCAAAUGGGUGCGCUACAUCGGUCGCAGCGGGAUCUACGAGACUCGAUGCUGAUUGGCCAACAACAGAAUUACCCACAAUCCUCUACUCCCAGCUCCCCUCCGCCCUUUGGCCAGUCCCCGGACUAUUUCCCUCAAUCCUCCACUCCCUACAACCUAUAGCUGUAGUCUUCUACGUGGACCACCGUGACCUGUCAAUCAUCUGUUAUCUCCCUGCUGAUUGGUGUAGCUCUUAGAUCCCACCCCUUCGCUGUCAGGGUAGCUCAGCUACACCUGGAACUAGUUACCGCGGUAACUAGUAGUUAUAGUAGUACACGAGUUACUACGGUACACACUGCAGUACACUAGUUGGGACUACAGUAGUUACCGUAAUACCUUGUCCUUAGUACUACAGUAGUUAAAGUAACUAGUGUAAGUUGUCUGUCUGUGUGUGUUCCAGAGUAUCUCUCUGCCAUAUCAUAAAUAUCUUAUAUAUUCAUACAUAUAUAAGAUAUUUAUCCUAUAUAUACCAUUGAUAAAGUAUAACGUCUCCUUGGUUGUGUUAAAGUGAUGAUGAUGAUGAUGAUGAUGAUGAAGGCUGUAAUGUACCAGGUGUAUUCUGUCGUGACCAAAUGUGUGUUGAUGUAAGAUGAGCGGCCAGUUGAUCUGAAAUAAAACGAAUCAAUACUACAACCUCCUGGUGUGUUCUCUG
This is a messenger RNA of Gadus chalcogrammus (walleye pollock), 2412 nucleotides long. RefSeq names its product adaptor related protein complex 2 subunit mu 1b (gene ap2m1b). The record is from RefSeq and is a predicted model, not a curated record. Bases 469 to 1776 code for a protein of 435 amino acids. NCBI's taxonomy places the organism in Eukaryota, Metazoa, Chordata, Actinopteri, Gadiformes, Gadidae. Gene Ontology annotation, biological process: clathrin-dependent endocytosis; intracellular protein transport. Gene Ontology annotation, cellular component: cytoplasmic vesicle; AP-2 adaptor complex. The transcript is spliced from 11 exons. Gene Ontology annotation, molecular function: clathrin-cargo adaptor activity.